AUGAGGGACGCAGUAGUAAAAAGAAGGAAAAUAUCAAGUUCCUCUACAGCCCCGAAAAAUGCGAAUUCGGAAGCAGAAGCAGAUAAUUCAAACGAGCUGUUACGAAAGUUCUUCGAGAGCCGGUUCCAGCCGUUAGAUAUACCCACGAAUCCUACGACAACAGAUCAGAUUUCUGACGAGGAUGAAGAGGGUGACGAGUCCCGGGACGACUUCGAAGGGUUCUCGGAUAAUGAAAGCGAGAGUGACGGAGAGGUGAUGGUCGUCGAACAUGUCGAUGCCCGCAAAGAGGACGUGAUGCUAGAUAAGCAGACACGCAAAGCUCUCUUGUCUGCCAAAAUUCCAGCAUCUACAAAGCCAUCAACAACCGCCAAUAAGCAGGAAAACAAGUCCAAAGGCGAGGCUGCCGAAAAUGAAACAGAAAAUCUACAAAACGAUCUCGCACUACAACGUCUACUCAAAGAAUCACAUCUUCUCGAAUCGGGUUCCUCAGACCUAAACCCAACGGGCAAAAACAGACAUAAAGCCUUAGAUCUCCGACUGCAAGCUCUGGGAGCCAAGACAUCAAUAUUCGCACCAAACAAAAUGCCAAAAUCACAUCGCGAGGGAAUCCAGUCCAAAGCUAUAAAGACGGAAACCACCCGCCGCCGUGAAGCGCGGGAGAAUGGUAUUAUUCUUGAGAAACCUGUCUUUAAACAGAAAAAGAGUAGCAUAAAGCGCAGGGAGAGAGGGGUUGGAGCUCCGGCUGUCGGUAAAUUUUCUGGAGGAACGCUCAGACUGAGCAAACAGGAUCUGGCGAGUAUCCAGGGACCUUCCAGGAAAGGUAGGAAGGGCGGGAAAGGCGGGAAGGGAUCUAAGAGAGGUCGUCGAUGA
Molecule: messenger RNA, 870 nt
Organism: Talaromyces marneffei
Lineage: Eukaryota; Fungi; Ascomycota; Eurotiomycetes; Eurotiales; Trichocomaceae
Exons: 2
Coding region: 1-870 (289 amino acids)
Biological process (GO): maturation of SSU-rRNA from tricistronic rRNA transcript (SSU-rRNA, 5.8S rRNA, LSU-rRNA)
Cellular component (GO): nucleolus
Source: RefSeq, a predicted model, not a curated record